Molecule: messenger RNA, 1278 nt
Organism: Ylistrum balloti
Lineage: Eukaryota; Metazoa; Mollusca; Bivalvia; Pectinida; Pectinidae
Product: UPF0394 inner membrane protein YeeE-like
Exons: 10
Coding region: 1-1278 (425 amino acids)
Cellular component (GO): plasma membrane
Source: RefSeq, a predicted model, not a curated record
AUGUCGGGAAAAAUAUCCCCCUCUAAUCGCGUUUCGGACAUCCACAUAGUGGAGAAAGCCAGCAUGUCCCGGCGUAAUUCCUCCGCCGAUGAGUUCGAACCCGAGUCCACCAAGACAGUGUUCCGAGAAGAGAAAGAGGGCAGCACAAAUAUCGGAGUGGUUGUUUUCAGACUUACAGUUGCGUCCGUGUGUGGAAUAAUAUUUGGCAUCGCCGUAGAAAAGGGGAGAGUGUUUGAGCCUGUGACCAUACGACAACAAAUGGUGUUUGAAAACUUCAUUAUGCUGAAGGUGUUUUUAUCAGCAACAGCCGCGGGCCAGCUCUGUUUUGUUGUUUUGACGGCCAUUCCUAAGACUAGACCGUACAUGGACAACGCCAUGCGUGACUUCAUCUGCUGUUUCAGUGAGAAAGGAAUAUUGACUAGCAUCCUUGGCCCGUUUAUUUUGGGAAUCGGAAUGACCAUGGCUGGAUCGUGUCCUGGUAUGAUUUUAGCUCAGAUCGGUGCCUGGGUCCCUAACGCAAUUUUCAGUCUAAUUGGAGUAUUUUUGGGUGCCUUGACAUAUGGCUUGUUGGAUCCCUUUAUCUGCAGACUUGCCAGGCCCAAGGAACCCUACAGCUGGUCACACGUACACAAAUCACUUGACAAACCAUACCUGCUCAUAGCUCUUCCCAUGGCCUUAAUGAUUGUUGUGGGCGUGGCUCUGGCAGAACAUUUCUGGCCGUGGACUAAGGAUCUUGCCUCUAUGGGGAGAGAAAAUCCUGACGGAGCAAAUAUUGCCACAGCUGUUUCAUGGCCCCCUUAUGUGUCAGGUACCAUCAUAGGCCUUCUGCAGCUCCCUCUAGUGUUAGUGAUAAAGGAUACAAUAGGCGGAAGCAGUAGUUACGUCACCAUAGUGUCACAGUGGGUCAUCACUGACAAACUGGCGCAAACAUUUCCUUACUUGGCGAAGAGGAGAACCGGUGUUUCAAACUGGUGGCAGGUUUUCUUCGUGUCGUUUGUGGUAGUAGGAGCAUGUCUGUCCGGCGUAGCCUCAAACACGCUGACGACGAGCAAGGGGCCACAACUCCCAGUUGCGUUAUUUGGGGGAUUCCUUCUUCUAUUUGGGGCUCGUCUGGGUGCAGGAUGUACGAGUGGGCAUGGUCUCUCUGGAAUGGCACUUCUCGCCUGGCUGUCUUUGAUUGGCGUUCCUGCUAUGUUUGCCGGUGGAAUAUCUACAGGGUUCGCCAUGCAGGCCUCGGGAGCACUUGAUAACUAUGUCGACUACACAGGAGCGGUGUAA